Molecule: messenger RNA, 4623 nt
Organism: Xiphophorus hellerii (green swordtail)
Lineage: Eukaryota; Metazoa; Chordata; Actinopteri; Cyprinodontiformes; Poeciliidae
Gene: osmr
Product: oncostatin M receptor
Exons: 17
Coding region: 97-2745 (882 amino acids)
Biological process (GO): cytokine-mediated signaling pathway
Cellular component (GO): external side of plasma membrane
Molecular function (GO): protein binding; cytokine receptor activity
Source: RefSeq, a predicted model, not a curated record
ACUCACUGCAGGCAAACUACCAUUUGACUUUGACUCAAGAGACUUCCCGUUAGUGUUUGCAGUCAGCGGCCAGAGUCCCACUUUGUUGUUUUAGUCAUGAGGAUGGGAAACAUCGAACUGUUCUGCGCUCACCUGCUUGGCUUGUAUCUUAUAUUUUCUCAUCCUCAUACUGAGGGCUGUGGGGACUUUGGUUCUCUACCACCAAAACCAAACAUUCGUAAUUUUAGUGACAAUCAAAGCCUUGUAGUGAGCUGGCCAAGGAACAGGGGAGCAUCAGAGAGCGACAUGUAUGAGAUCCAAAUCAGCCGCACAAAAAGUCGCACCAUUAUUUAUAAUAAAAAUGUGAGCAUACCUACCAGGGACUCAGGUUGGUCCACUUUGACAUGGAUCUCUGAUUUGCCGCUUGAGUGUGUCGAUCACUCAGUCAGGAUACGAAGUUUUUGUCAUCAAACUGCCCCCGGUCCUUGGAGCAACUGGGUAACCAACUAUGGAGCCAGAGCAGCAGAUGCACCCCUGAUAUUUCCUUCCAGCCGGUUACUGAAAGAGGGAAGCUCUGUCAUGCUCUGCUGUGUUCCCCCAGUGAAUGUAGACAUCACGCGCAUCACCUUCAGGAAGGACUCCUACACACUUUCGAACGUUGGAGAUGGGGUUAAAGCUAUUUUAGUGACCAAUUUGACAAUCCCAAACAUGCAGAUCCAAAAACUGUUUUUCAGCUGCAUUGAUUCAACCGGAAAGACAAGCGUAGUCAAGAACGAAGUAGGCUUCCCUCCUCAAAAGCCCAGGAACCUGAGCUGCACAACCUCAGACAUGAUGAACAUCACCUGCAUGUGGGACCCCGGGAGGAAACAAGUCCAGCUUAACAGUAACCAGAAUCACACACUCUACUUUGAGAACACAGGCUGGCCUUCAAUCCACUGUCAGCCACCAUCCUGUACUUUCUCAGCUGUGCCACAGCAGCAGGAAUACAACAUCCGUCUGGAGGUGAAGGAUCAGCUGGGAGUAGAGACAGCGACCUACAGCUUCAAUAUCUCUGACAGAGUGUCACCUGUGUUGGACCUGAACAGAGUGGAGUAUGGGGUGACAGACGUCAGCUUGUUCUGGACAGUAGAAGGGAACCUGACCCAGAACAUACUCCUUUGUCAGGUUUCUGCAGAAAGUGAAACCAACAGAGAGCUGCCUUGCAGCAGUGAGAAUGGUCUCUGCAAAAUGCAUCUGGAUGGCCUGCGUCCAAACAGGACUUACUCUGCUAAGGUGCGCUGUUCCAUCAAUGGGAGAUUUUGGGGACCAUGGACCGAGCCUGUACCAUUUAAAACACUGGUAACCUUGGACUUAUGGAGGAGAAUAAAGUACAGACCUGACUCAGACAUUCGUGAUGUCACUCUGCUAUGGAAGCCUCCUGCUAUUGGUACAGCAACCUCAGUGAAGAUCCAAAGUUAUGCAGUCCAGAGGUCACAGGAAGGUCAAACUGUGACAGAGCUGAAGGACAGCGGCCAGAGUCAGGCAGAUGUCCCGAUUGGUCCCAGCAGGUGUAACUUUACUGUUCGAGCUUUUCUCAGCAUAGGGUCAUCCAUCCCAGCCAGCAUCAUCAUCCCACCAAAGGAUGACUCAGAAAUCCGUCCAGUGAAGAAGCUCCUGAGCAGAACAGCUGAUGGUUUCCAUCUGUGGUGGAAUGAGCAGACUUCGGUCACCUGUGGUCACACUGUGGAGUGGUGCAUCUUGGGAAGCAAAGCACCCUGCACGCUGCAGUGGAUGAAAGUGCCUAAAGGAAACAGCACUUUCUUACCUGCAGGAUAUUUCAAACCAGGUCGGAGAUAUUCAUUCGAUAUUUAUGGAUGCACAGAUCAUGGGGACAAACUACUGGAGACACAGACUGGAUACAUUGAAGAGUGUGCCUCUGCGCAGCCCCCAAGAAUAAUUGAACCGGUUAAAAGGACAUAUGCAUCUGUGACACUGGAGUGGCACUAUGACGAAGAGGAUCCAGCUCAGCCGGCAUUCAUCAUUGGUUACCUGGUAACAGUGCAGGAAGUGCAGACUGAUGCUCGUUUAGGUCAUGCUGCAAUUUUAUUCAACGUUUCUGUGGAUGAUCCCCGGCAAAAGUCAGUAACCAUGGAGAGUCUGCAGCAGGACCAGGAAUACGUCUGCUCUGUGAGUGCUCUGACUACAGUUGGGCCCGGAGUACCUGCCAGCAUUACAGUCAGGACCAACGUUAACUAUUUUUCCCACUUAGCAAAGAUCUUGACUCCCAUCCUGCUCCUGCUGGGCUGCACCGUUCUGCUGUGGCCACAAAGGAAAAUGUUAAAAAAUGGACUGAGGGAGAUAUUUACUUAUCCUGCUGGUAUGAACAUCAAAACUCCUGAGUUUGAGAGCUUCUUGUAUGAGAGUUGUCAGAAGUUGCAGUCUCAGAGGGAGGAAGAGUGCAUCAGCUGUGACAUUGAAGUCUUGACAGUCAAACCUUUGCGGCAUGAAAGUCCAGUCCUGAGGGAUCCUGAGAGUACGAACACAACAUGCUCGCCUGCUCCUCAGUCGUCUCUUGCUCCUUCCUGUGUCCCACUCCAAACAGGCUACCGGCCUCAGUCUGCUGUCCUGCUCUGUCAGACACCCGCCCAUCAGCAACUGAUGUGCAUUGCAAACAAGAGCUACUUGAGCCCCAUCACUGAGUUUAGUGAAAUCAGCUCCAGCUUUGAGACUUCUGACUGCCAGCAGGGAUCAUGUGCAGGACUUUAUGGUUACAUCUCUGAUAGUUAAACGCCAAACGAGCAAUCUUGAGCCUUUUUGUUCUCCCAUUCAAGAGUAUAAAUACUCUAAAAGUGGAAGCAAAAUGUAAAAACGUAGUGCGCUGUUGUUUCUAAACCUCAUUUUGUGAUUUCUACCACACUCUUAACAUGCCUUAUUGGUGUGUGUUUGGCGUCAUAAUCUUUCAGAUUGCAUCACGGCACAGCAGUGAGAAACUGCACGAAAGCAACUCACUUUACAGAUCACGAUAAACACAGAGAAAACUAGAAGUUUUAUCUACAGGAUAUGAAGAGAGAGCAUGUAUGAGGUAGGACAGAUGCAAGGUGAAGAUUAGUUACAACAGUUUCAAAAACUAGAAAGUGAGAUAUAAUGUGAAACGUUCAUCUUAAAAACAGGUAAACUUUCUGGUUUUCAGGUCACACAUGGCAAUAAAACAUUUAAACUUUUAGUUGCAGAUUUAAUAUGAUGGUACAUGAAUGUACCCCUCUCCCCAGAAAAGGGUGCAUUGCAUUGAACAGGGGGUCAGUGACUAAAGCCAGAGGGAGAAACGUCCUUGCAAAGUAUGUUUGUGUUGGAAUGGACCAGUCAAAGUCCAGGCCUAAAUCCAAUUGAGAAUCUACGAUGAGAUUUGAAAGUUGAUGUUCACAGAUGGCUCAGUGUCUGAUGUGUCUGAGACUGAGUGGUCUGGCGAAGAAGAACAGAAAAACAUUUUAGUCUGUAGCUGUUAAAGAGACAGUGAAGACCUGCAGCUUUAACUGCAGUGUGGUUUCAUAAAUAUGUGACACUUUGUGUUGGUCUAUCACUUAAAAUACCAAUCAAAUAUUGAAAAGUUUGUUGUAAACUAUUUGCAACUAUUGUUAACUGUUUUGUGUUCCUGAAAUAAGAUAAAUUGUUUUUUGUGUUCUUUGGAGAAAAUACCAACUGAAAAUUGUGUUGGAAAAAGAAAAGUUCAGUAGAGAAAGGUCAGUUCCUUGUUUGUAAAUCCUGUGACGAAGGGACAUCAAUUUCACCGUAAAUAAGCAUACAUUAAUAUGAAAUAAUAAAGCCAUUGCACAUUAACUCCUGCUGUGUAGCAGCUCAGUAACAAGAUUCUUGUCUUCUAAAAUAACCCACAAGCUGCUGCUCUUGUUUUGUACAAGAAGGGAUUUUGCAGGAAAACACACAAAGCAGAUUCUUCAGAGCAAUCAGCUGUUAGUUUCAUUUGUAACUAAUUUCAUAUGAAACUAACAGUUUCAAAUGAAACUCUUAGUUUCAUUUGAACCAAUGUUAAAUUUGUGGGCAAAGAACUGCAGGAAAAAAAACCAAAAAACCUUUGAUCUUGUGUAUUUUUAUUUUCAAUAAGUAAUGUUUUAGACAAUGUCUUGCUGCCAAAAAAAUAACCAGAAGAAAGCAUUCCAGUUUAACUACAGUUUUCACCGUUAGUGCCCUCAUGCUGUAGGCUGUUGCCCAAAGCAAAAGGCUGGUGCACAAGCAUCAAAUGUUAAAUCCAUCAGUUAAUUGUGACCUGAAUAACUUUUCUAUUAUUUUUGUACAUGGAUAUUUGACAUGCCAGUUAUGUGUCCCUAUUUGCUACUGAGAAGAGAGUAAGUUAAAUGCUUUCUGCUCUGCAUCUUAUCCUGCCUCAGUAUCUCAAAUAACUUCUUGCGUUGUACGGCAGCAAUAGGAAGGGCGUCGCUUGUUUGAGCCAACACUGUUUUCUACCAUGAAAUGUCUGAGGUUUAUCUGUUCAUCUGGCUGUUUUGCAAAUGAAUGUUUUGCAAUCCCCAUAACAGACGCUUAUCUUUUAUCUUAUGUAUCAUUUUGUGCAUGGAAAGGAAAACUGUUCGGCGAGUUUCAUGCCAUUUAUGUCAUGUUAAAGGUACAUAUUGUGUCAAUAAAAAACAGCCAAAG